Molecule: messenger RNA, 1431 nt
Organism: Torulaspora globosa
Lineage: Eukaryota; Fungi; Ascomycota; Saccharomycetes; Saccharomycetales; Saccharomycetaceae
Gene: GAS5
Product: 1,3-beta-glucanosyltransferase
Exons: 1
Coding region: 1-1431 (476 amino acids)
Biological process (GO): fungal-type cell wall (1->3)-beta-D-glucan biosynthetic process
Cellular component (GO): cytoplasm; fungal-type cell wall
Molecular function (GO): 1,3-beta-glucanosyltransferase activity
Source: RefSeq, a predicted model, not a curated record
AUGGUCUCGUUUGCCAUACUCUUUCUUUCGCUUUUGGCAGCCUUAGUCUAUGGCCAAAAUGGUAACAGCUCUGAGAUCGCUACGAUCAAUAUCACCGGUAAUGCAUUUUUCAACAGCAAGACCGGCGACAGAUUCUAUAUUCGAGGUGUGGAUUACCAGCCAGGCGGAUCUUCGAAUUUGACCGAUCCUCUUGCUGAUGUGGAGACCUGUAAGAGAGAUAUUCCUGUGUUCCAAGAUUUAGGUAUCAAUACGAUCAGAGUUUACACCGUGGACAACAGUUUGGAUCAUGCGGAAUGUAUGCAAAUGUUGCAAGAUGCUGGUAUUUAUCUGAUUUUGGAUGUCAACACUCCAGAAGCCUCAAUCUCUCGUUACGACCCAGCUUGUUCGUACAAUGCUGAUUAUUUGCAAAGCAUCUUUGCCACGGUCGAUGUUUUUGCUCAAUACGAUAAUUUGCUAGGUUUCUUCGCCGGUAAUGAGGUUAUCAAUAUGGCGAACAACACUUUCACCGCGACUUAUGUCAAGGCUGUCGUUAGAGAUUUGAAAAAGUACAUCAGGGCCAGAAACUAUAGAGAGAUCCCAGUCGGAUAUUCCGCCGCCGACAUUGAAUCCAACAGAUUGCUAGCUGCUGAAUAUUUUAACUGUGGCAAUGACUCUGACGCGAGAAUUGAUAUGUUCGGUGUCAAUGAUUACUCGUGGUGCGGCCAAUCAUCUUUCCAGACCUCCGGAUACAGCCAAAAGAUGAAGCUGUACAACGGCUACUCCAUACCAAUCUUUCUAAGUGAAUUUGGUUGUAACCAGGUGAGUGGUUCCAGACCUUUCCAGGAAAUCGGUUCCAUCUACUCCACUCAAAUGUCCAGUGUCUUUUCCGGGGGGCUGGUUUAUGAAUACUCCAAUGAAACUAACAAUUACGGCCUUGUCCAAAUCGACAGCCCAACUGAAGUUACAAAACUUGACGAUUUCAACAAUUUGAAGAACCAGUACAGCCAACAUCCAGAUCCAACAGGUUCUGGUGGCUACUCCACUUCCAACAACCAUUCCACUUGUCCCGAUUACCAAGCAGGUGUCUGGGAGGCUAAUAACACCUUGCCCGAAAUGCCAAGUGCUGCAUCGGCUUUCUUCAAGAGCGGUGCCGGUGCUCCAAUGGGAACAGGGUUUACAACUCAACAACAGUGUGACUCCGAUGGCAUCGAUAGCAUCGACAACAGUUCAAGUGAUUCGUCAACGAUCACUUCUUCUUCAUCUGCAGAUGCUUCAUCUACGGAUUCCACUUCUUCCACAUUAAGCUCCUCUACAUCGAGCGCAACAUCGAGCGCAACAUCUAGCUCUUCUACUUCCUCAUCUUCUUCCUCGAAAUCGAAGGGAUCCGGCGCGGUCCUAGAGAUCCCUAGAGGACUACAGAUGAUUGCUCAGUUGUUUACCAUGAUCAUCUAA